Messenger RNA from Amoebophrya sp. A25, 5997 nucleotides. The record is from the annotation of a GenBank genome assembly. NCBI's taxonomy places the organism in Eukaryota, Dinophyceae, Syndiniales, Amoebophryaceae.
AUGCACAUUUGUGAGGAUCUUUGCGUUGCUUACCACGCAGAUGGGUGUUGUCAGCUUUUCGAACUGCCCAGUCUGUCCAAGGUUGGCGAGUUUUUCUCAGAUGAAUCUGGACUCUUCGUGAAGAUGUUUGAAGUGACCCAGUAUGUCCUCGCUGACGCCGAUCGCCGUGUCGCAGACGACAAGAUCUGGCGCAAGGAGGAAAGACGGAAGAAGAAGAAAGCCAUGGCGGAACAAGAUCAGGAGCGAAGCUACGAAGUAAGUUUGCGGUUAGGAGCGACGAAAAAAGUGAGUUUAGAACAACAAGGAGGAGACAACGGCGGUCCGUCGCGCGAUGAAGACAACAAGCGAAGACACGCGCAUUCGGUGUCGCAGUUUUUCUUCGUGUACACAACAGCGAGGAAGAAGGUGAAGAGACCGGCACGGCCUCUUGCAGCGCCUCCACCCGGCACGGCGAGCGGCUUCGGAGCACGUUCUAAAAGGUCUUCUGCUGCGAACUCCGCAGCUAAUAGUCCAACAGAGGGCAAGAGUCCACGUGGAGCGGCAAGUGGUAUCUCUGCGAUGAAAAAGAGCAUCAAGUUUGCGACAGCAUUUAUGGCUCAACUUUCAUUGGUCAUUGGGGAGGUUGGUCUCUGACAUCAAAGAGGAGACCUCCUGAGAGAACGGGGGAAAGCAAGGGGAGAGGCAUGGCGCAUUAUUCUUUCAGAAUCAGUGACCACUGACUGCUGACCUUUAAAGCAUCAAACAAGCUGAAGACCACAGGGAAGUUUUCAGUAACGGCACUAGUCGAGGCAGCUGCAGCACAGUCCUUAUGAAAAGUCAGCAUCUUGAUAGAUUACAACAAUUGCUUUGAUCUUAGCACUUCGUUGUUGUUCGACUUCGAUCAUUGCUUUGAUCUUAGCACAACUUCGUUGAUGUUCGAUCAUAUAAAUGCUCGUCUCCGACGUCAAGGUCAUUAUGCAAAUUGAAGCCAAAUUAUUGAGAUCUAAAGAACAUCUAACCCUAGCCGCCCUCUCUUCCCCAAGCGAGCGAGAGCCUCCUGCUCCGCUAGAAGUACCGUUUGCAGAGAAAACGAGUCGGGACAAGCUUCGGGAACUAGGUUUUGAAAAUGUUGACAGCGAUAUGGACGAAGACUUUGACAGCGAUCAAGGAGCUGAGAAUACAGAAGGUGGUAGCAGUGGAGGUAAGAACGGUGGUAAGUCUGGAACCGCUUCCGUUUCUUCAAAGAACGGAAAAAAAGUGGAUCCAAGCGCUCUUCCUGAAAUGAUUGAGGAGACGAUUGGGAAUACUAGGAUCUUCUUAUUGAAGAGAAACAUUCAGACGAAAAAGAUAGAAUCAGUCGUUUUGAAAGGCAAUUUAGGUGGUGACGAGUGGGCAUUGGACGUCUCUGGUGCCGCGACAUUAUCACAUCUGGUUUCUCCAAGCAUUCCACUGCCAAAGCACUGUUUAUCUGAGGUUCUGAUGGAAGACGCGGCUUUGAAUAGUGCUGGAUUCGAGGACUUGCCGCCAGCAGCGGCACCGCCAGCAGCCGCUACGACAGACCUGAUGGCUGUUGGUGCAUCCAAGAGCCUGCGUGGAGGUGGACGAAAUUCAAAAAGCAAUGCAUUAGCUUUAGCUACUCUACCUCCUGGAGCAGCGACUCUACCUGGAGCGGGUGGAGAAUCGGCUACUGAGACUGAGGAUUUCGGUGAUGAUGAUCCUGCUAUUGUUUCGUUGCUGAAAGAAGACCCGGCGUUCGAGCCUCUAGUUGAUUUGCAAGAUUUUCCAGGAACGAAAACACUCAUUACGAGAUUCCUCUCUGAAUUAUAUUCAUCAUUGAAAAAUUUCACUCUCACUCAUGAUGAUGGACAUGCAGACUCUGAGGACUCUCAGGAGAACUGAUUAAGUAGAAUGAAAAAACGUAAGCUCCUCUGUACUUUUCUGAGUCUGUACUGUCAACACAGAAUUCUCUUCAGCGGCUUCAUGAUUUUCUCUCUUUCUUCUAAGACUCUGUACCUCUACGACAAGGAGGGCUGCAUCCACUGCCUAGACGUCUUAGAGACUGCGCGUAAGAAGGACGACUUGGAGACGGAGUAUCGCAGAGAAGAUCCAGCACUUUUCGUUGAUGCUGUCCCGGACCAACGUCUAGAACAUGCACAAGUUGUAAACAAUAGUAGUGGUGUUGGUGCGUCUGGUGCAGGAACUGGUCGUGCAGGAGCUUCGAGUGGUGGAGGUGUCACCUUUGGAACUGCCGCUAUCGUGGAAUUUGAUGGAGGAGGAGAAGAGGCUUCUGCCCCAGCAAAACCCGUUCCUGCAGUCAGAACAGUAGCCCUCAAUCCCCAAUCAAAGAAGGGCAGCAAGAAUAUUAAAGGUAAGAAAGAUCAAGACGAAGAAGCUGCUGAGAAUGCGAAGCCUGCUGCAGAAGUUCGCCGUUACUCCGCUUUUGAGUUGUCGAAGAAAUAUCCUUCGAGCCAGCUGUUCCAAUGGAACGCGCAUAGUGUGGAGAUUGUUUCUCUCGAAGCAGUGAACAAUCCACCCAGUUUGCUCUCCAUCGAUCUUUUACACACCUGCAAAGUCUGGUCACCCAGUGGCGAAUGCUACGCGCAAUUCAUGCAAGGCGAAGCCUUUCCUGGUCGCGAUCUUGCAGUUUCCAUCUGGCCACCACCUCAGGUUUUAGUGAAGUCGCUUUACUUCGCCAGACUGGCAAAAAGGUUCAAGGACGCGUUCAAAUUCGAUAGUGGACUGCAAUCGGCAGAGACUGUUGGUUCUGGUGCUGGGUUGCACAGAUCUGCUUCGAAGUCUUUGCACGAGACGAGUGUAGAACUCGAUAGAGGCCAGAGGCGAUCGUCAUUGAGAAAGCCAUCGACAAGCAGAAUGGCGAGCAAAGAGGAUAUGGGUAAAAAUGAACAACGUGAUCAUGAAUUUGCAGUAAAACGUUCAUCUUAGUGUUCUUAGUUUAGACAUGGUUCGAGUAGUAAGUUGUCCCAGAAAUAAGCCCAAAAGAAACAGUCUGUAUUGUUCCUAGUGCAGCAUAUUUCUUAACAAAUGACACCAGGUCCCCAACGCCGGGCCACUUUUUCUGAAUCAGCAGAGGCGAGCGACAAGGUGUUUCUGACACAACAGCAGCAGCAACAGCAAAGUGGAGAAGCUGCUGGUACAUCACAUCCUUUCGGUGGAAAGCAAUUACAAUCAGCUGACAGUCUAAUACUCGAUGUUGUAGGAGAAGGCGAUGAGGAGCCCAGUUUGUCACUUGCAACAAUGAAUUUGAAUAAUCGACCGAGUUCGGCUGAAACACAGAAGUCGGCCGUAACCGAGAGUGCGACUGUAAUAGUCGAUGGAGGUGCUGGAGGCUCUCAACAGCAACAGCAGUAUGCACCGGCAGCAGCACCACCUGCUGGAGGAAGCGCACCUGCGCCAGAUGCGUUUGGGCAAGCAGUUGUACAGGAAAAUAUGUACGACUUGGUGCCACCUAUGAGUGGUGGAACCAUGUCAAAACUGUUGGAGCAUCGUGUUUUCUCCGGCACCGGUGUGACGAAUAGGUCACAGGCUAGGUGUCUCAAAGUGACAGGCAGAACGAAGUCAUUGCAGGAACUGAAGUUAUGGUUUUCGACGAUCUGAACAUCAUAUCCUAUCGCUAUAAUCAUCUACUUCACACACACACUCAUCAUAUCCUAUCGCUAUAUAUAAUCAUCUACUUCACACCUAUUUACGUCACACUCAGCCACAGUGGCCACAGAGUCUUCUUUUGUUCUCCUUCCCAUCCUUGUUCCUCUCCUCCUCUAAGUCUCCACGAAAUGAACCACCUGGCUCGGGAAAUGGAGACUGCGCAUCCAGUAGACAAACGCGCCUAUGCGCCGCUUCCAAAACCGCUUCUGACUAAUCCUGAAUACCAGAUUCUUAGGGAAAAACACUUGACCACGAGGAACAACCAUGUGGCAGCGAACAACUUUGGAGCUGGCGGUAUGUCUCCGCCACGCCUGUUGACUAGAGCAGACCGACAAGUAGCCGCAUUCCAGAUGGCGGCGGCGAAUAUACUGGCGACUGGAGGGGUAUACGGCGCGAUGGGGCCACCAAGGCAGAGACGGAGUAGCGAGAUCAUGGCUGCGACGAAAAAGGGAAACAAUGGAGGUGCUCCAAUGCGAUCACGGUCACAUUCUUUCUCGAGCUAAUGGUAAUCGACGGGCGAGGAGAACGUUGUAAGCACUUUGAGCUGCAAAAUAUGCUGAGCUUAUGUAAGAUUAUUCACAACAUUAUCAUUCACCACCACAACAUGCUUAACAACAACAUGUGAAAAUGUACCCAAAAUUUCGCGAUCAUAUAUAAUAUUAUGUUGAAAUGUAAAUGUUUUCACGAGCUUGUUGAGCGUAAUUCUGAUCAGAGCAAAAUUGUCAUCUUCCACUAUUAUUUGAUUAACUUCUUCUUGGCAAAACGAGACCACAUAGGUACGCAGAAAGCAUCAUUAGCAUCUUCACGAAAAACGAAAAAGAAAAGAACUACAUUCAACAGAAAAAUCACAUUAAUACGCGCACGCUGUACAGUUGGCUCAAAGCUCGAGACUUUUUUGGCUAAAAACAUGGUAGGACUAGGAUGAGCUUAACAAAUUGACUUCGGAAGUUAGGACUUACCAAAAAAACAAUGUAUCGAACACAAAAUCUACGAAUCAAUUAUAUUAUGUAUCAACCUGCACAGUUGUAGAAGAUGAACGAUUACGAUCAACAUUAACCACCUAGACACUACUCAGUCCGAUGAACAGUACAGCUAGUACAACUCACAAACUAUUCUUGAAACUCAAAAUUAAUCGUAUGUAAUUCUGUCAUUCAUCACUUGAAAGCCUUCCCGGCUGGUCACCGGGGUCCCAUAGGGACAACACUACCGCGCGAAACAUCGAAAGAUGACCUGCGCACUCCGAUGCCCUUGACGGGUCGGGGCAUGGCUACCUCCUCUACGCUUACUGGUGGAACGGUAUGGUUGCGAGCUGUCUGGCGCCGCUUUCCUUCGCAGGGAACUCGCUCCUGUCGGAGGACUGCGAGGCGAUGCCCUUCCCCCCCUCCCUAACCGGGAGGGUCUCCACUGGAGCAACGCCUUGGCAAGGGGCUCCCGCGGGGCAGGCGUGGCGGUCUCGUCCAGCGACGACCUCUUCGGGGACGGUCGGGUCCUGGUGGCGUCUAGGUUUUCCGGCCCUUUGGUGGUGCUCCGCUGGCGCCUUGCCUUCGCUGCUUUGGCUCUUCUUUUUGGCGGUUUUACCUCUCUGCUAUUUCUGCGGGACUGUGGGUUGCGGUCAGUGAUGCAUUGGCUUUUCGGAAACAAUACGAGCGAGCGGCGGCACUGUGCAGGAGUGCCGCCGCUUCCUUCCCGCGCACCUGGUAAGUGCUGGCCUGCUGCUGUCGUUGAGCUCUCGCUCCAUACUACGACGCGGCUCGCCGCGGGGAGGUCCGGCGCUUUGGGGCUGCCUUGGCGCGGCGCGCCGGCUUCCGACUAAAUGCCCCCGACGAUGCUUCCCUGCUGUCUUCACCGCUGCACCUGCUUACCCUUUUUCGGUGUUGGUUCGAGGUCUCAGGCUUCUUCUUACUUACCAUGACGGCACCGGCAAACGCACCCGGACCGCGGCGCCUCUUGUUAGGACUCUCCUGCAUUUGCCUAGCGCGUCGUUGUGCUUCAGAUUCCGCCCACCGGGCCGUCUGUAGGUCUGUGGAUAACCGUCUAUCCUUCUCCUAAUAAUAAUCACUUGAAAGCCUUGAACAUCUAUCGAUAUCUUUUCACGUUUCACAGACGCUUGCCGAUACCAUCUUCACCAGCAUUCGGAAUACAAAGUCAAGAUGAGCUUCUACUUGGAAAAACAGGACUAAAUGUACAGUACUGAUAUGAAACCUACCUUCCCCCGUGCUAAUUUUGCCCACCCCGACCAUGAUAACCAAAAACGCUUCUUCAUCGCUGAACCAAACAACUUUAAUGAUGUCAUCGACAAUACGCUGACUUUUCAGCGCACAUUUAGUACUCUGUCUAAUGUAAUAAAAAUUCUCC